This is a messenger RNA of Glycine soja, 1665 nucleotides long. Its product is annotated as GABA transporter 1-like. The coding region runs from base 89 to 1465 and encodes 458 amino acids. Gene Ontology annotation, cellular component: plasma membrane. The record is from RefSeq and is a predicted model, not a curated record. The transcript has 7 exons. NCBI's taxonomy places the organism in Eukaryota, Viridiplantae, Streptophyta, Magnoliopsida, Fabales, Fabaceae.
UAGUAUUCAUCAGUUCUGUUAUUUGGCCUUCACUUGUUCUUCUGUUCAUUUGUUUGAUUUGAACCCUUACACUCACACACACACACACAUGUUGCUUCCAAGAUCAACAGCAACACAUGAAACAGAAAACCAUAAUGCUUCGGAACAACUUCACCACCGAAAAGAUAUUGGCGCUGGCACUCUCUUUGUCCUCAAAUCAAAAGGUACAUGGAUGCACUGUGGUUACCACUUGACAACAUCAAUUGUGGCUCCACCACUCCUAAGUCUUCCAUAUGCUUUCACCUUCCUCGGAUGGACAACCGGAAUACUUUGCUUGGUCAUUGGAGCUUUGGUCAGUUUCUACUCAUACAAUUUGUUGUCUUUGGUCCUUGAGCACCAUGCUCAUUUAGGCAAUCGCCAGCUACGAUUUGGAGACAUGGCUCGUGGCAUUUUAGGUCCUCGGUGGGAUCGGUUUUUUGUGGGGCCAAUUCAAUUUGCAGUGUGCUAUAGUGCUGAAGUGUUGUGUCCUCUUCUUGGAGGACAGUGCAUGAAGGCAAUGUACCUGCUAUCAAACCCAAAUGGAAGCAUGAAGCUUUAUCAGUUUGUAGUGAUAUUUGGAUGCUUCAUGCUGAUUUUGGCUCAAAUUCCAUCUUUCCACUCACUGAGACACAUUAAUUUGGUGUCUUUGGUACUAUGCUUAGCCUAUAGUGCCUGUGCUACUACAGCUUCCAUAUAUAUUGGAAACACAUCAAAAGGGCCAGAAAAGGAUUAUUCUUUAAAAGGUGAUACAACAAAUCGCUUAUUUGGAAUCUUUAAUGCCAUUGCCAUCAUUGCCACAACUUAUGGCAAUGGAAUAGUUCCAGAAAUUCAGGCAACAUUAGCACCUCCGGUAAAAGGGAAGAUGUUCAAGGGACUAUGUGUUUGUUAUGCUGUACUUAUCUUCACUUUCUUUAGCGUAGCCAUCUCUGGCUAUUGGGCGUUUGGAAAUCAAGCUGCGGGACUCAUUUUAAGCAACUUCGUGGAUAAUGGGAAGCCUUUGGUUCCCAAGUGGUUUAUUUAUAUGACCAACAUUUUCACAAUAACCCAACUAUCAGCUGUUGGUGUGGUGUACUUGCAGCCUACAAAUGUAGUACUAGAGCAAACAUUUGGAGACCCAGAAAGCCCUGAGUUUUCUCCUCGCAAUGUAAUUCCAAGACUGAUUUCUCGGUCAUUAGCUAUAAUUACCGCAGCUACUAUAGCAGCAAUGCUGCCCUUUUUUGGGGACAUAAACUCGCUUAUAGGAGCAUUUGGCUUUAUGCCACUUGACUUCAUUUUGCCAGUGGUUUUCUUCAACGUGACAUUUAAGCCAUCCAAGCGAAGUCUCAUUUACUGGUUGAAUGUAACUAUUGCUGUUGCUUUCUCUGCAUUGGGAGCUAUAUCAGCAGUUGCAGCAGUUAGGCAGAUAGUUCUUGAUGCCAAAACUUAUCGAUUGUUCGCUAAUGUAUAAUCACAUUGGCCUAGUUUGUGAACAUAACUAAUGUCAAUCAUAUAAAGUUUAGAUUUUAGAAGAUUAUUAAACAAAUAUACAGGGAUAAGGCCAUGUUUAUUAAAUUUAAGUUACAAUUGUUUGCUUUCUGGAAAAUUCUGUAAUUUUUCUCUAAAUAAGUGACCAUUCCCUUAUGAAAAAAUAAAUUUACCUUUAUGUAA